Chlamydomonas reinhardtii is the source of this 3783-nucleotide messenger RNA. RefSeq lists its product as uncharacterized. The record is from RefSeq and is a predicted model, not a curated record. Lineage: Eukaryota; Viridiplantae; Chlorophyta; Chlorophyceae; Chlamydomonadales; Chlamydomonadaceae. Gene Ontology annotation, molecular function: antiporter activity. Bases 201 to 1067 code for a protein of 288 amino acids. Gene Ontology annotation, cellular component: trans-Golgi network; Golgi apparatus; endosome. The transcript has 10 exons.
UAGAAGGAAUGGCUGUGCCUAUAUCGCGCCACGGAGGUGGCUACUCCGCUGUUGCAGCAGCUGACACGGAGAAAAAUGAAGGCCCUGUCAGCAAGCCGGUCGUGCUGGAGAAUUCCCGGGCAAAAUACUUACAGGCGCUUGCAGCGUGCCUCUUAUGGCUGGUCUGCAGCUCUACCAUCAUUCUUAUCAACAAGUAUAUCAUGGUGGACCUCAAGUUUAAGUACCCCAUGGCGGUGGCGGCCAUGGGCAUGGGCUUCGCAUCUAUAGCCUGCUACAUCUACUGCGAUUUGAUUAAGGCUGUGCCGCCAGCCACCGCCGUGGACGCGCGGUUCUACUGGACGCGCAUCUUCCCUGUGGGCGCCUGCCAGGGCCUCACACUGUUCCUAGGCAACCAGAUGUACUUUUACCUGACGGUGGCGUUCAUUGAGAUGUCGCGCGCCUCACUGCCCGUGACUACCAUGCUGGCGCUGUGGGUGGCGCAGCUGGAAACGCCCACGGCGGCGGUCAUCCGGGCUGUGUGCCUUACGGCGGUGGGGUGCGCCAUCGCCGCGUACGGCGAGGUUCACCUGUCGCUCAUCGGCGGCUUAUUGGUCAUCAGCAACCUGUCCAUGGAGAGCCUGCGGCUGGUCAUGACGCAGUACCUGCUGGUGGGCUGCGACAUGCACCCGCUGCAGAGCCUCAAGUUCAUUGCUCCCGCCGCCACCCUGACGCUGCUGGCGGGCAGUGCGGUGCGCGAGUACCCGGGCAUGGUGGCAAACAACGCCGGAGCCAUCGUGGCCCGGUACCCAUUGCACUUCCUGCUGGCCGCGUGUCUGGGACUGGUGGUGAAUGUGCUGGGCGUGGUCAUCAUCAAGCUGAGCAGCGCAACCACACUCAAAGUGCUGGCGGCAGUGCGCGGCCCAAUCGUGGUCAUGUGCGGCGUGCUGCUGUUCGCCGAGGCCGUGACCAUGAUCGAGUUCUUCGGCUACUCCAUUGCUCUGGGAGGCUUCAUCUGGUACCAGUACGCGCUCACACAGAAGGCGGCAGCGGAGGCAGCCGCCAAGGCGCCCGCGCUGGCCAAGCCCUGAUUAGUCUUCAUGGGCGCAGGACAACAACAGAUGAAAGAAUGAGGAGCGUUGACAAUGAUGUGCUGUUCUGUGCGCGCUGCGGUGCGCAGUGGAGCUGCCGGUUUGCGCACAGGCGACAUUGCACCUGCCGAGCGGGUUGGGCCAGGGUAUGGCCGUGUCCUGUGGCACUCCACGAUGGCAACCCGCGGUCAAGUGUGAUGCAUACGGGCCUUGCACUGGUCGCACAAUGCGGUUAGGAGUGUUGAUGAGUGAUGACACGCCUGUAGAAGGGGGCGCCAUGCUGCGCCGCUGGCGCCCAAUGUCCGUAGCGGCGUGACACUUUCAAGCGAGUGAAGGCGGCUCGCCACAAGCGGGCUGCAAGAGCCUGAAACUGAUUGAGCUAGUAGUGCUGAGAUGCCGGGUGGGGUCAGAUGGACUUUGGCGGUGGCACGCCAAUGUGCAUGCACGGUUCGGUGGGAUAAGGGGUUCCGAUAAAUCAGUGGCACGUCUUGAUGAAUUCAUACAUGUACGCAGCAGGCUGUCCUGUGAGGUGUUGGACUAGACUGAUGCGGAGAGGUGCCUUGGAGGCAUGGCGCAGGGCGGCUGGGCGAGGGGGAUUGGAGCCAAGGUGGCCUUGACUGAAGUGCCAGUCAGUGAAGGCCGGUGGCCGCCGCAUGGACAUGACUGCUGUGCUCACAUCAGGGUGGUAUUACAGAAUAGCGCAUGAGCUGCUUGCCUGUGCUGGAACAGUCUGGGUGUCCUUUAUGUGUUCAGUGGAAAUGCGGCACAGCGGUCGGGAGUUGGGACUGCGACGAUCAUGUGUUGGGGUCGAGUGCCUUUGCAGUCAGGAAAUGUGUGGAGCCACCAUCGGUACAAUAUUCAACUGCAACCAUCUCGACUUUAACCAUGUCCCUGAUUAUUCAAAUAUGUUACGAGAGCGAGAGACAAACGCGACCAAGGUUGUUGGGCCUCACAAUGCUGCGGCAAUAGGCGCAAAGUAAGCACUUGUACAGCACAAGACUUGUACAUUGACGCUGCCUGGAAACAGCAGCUGCGCAGUGGGAAAAGGUACGCCGAUAUUGGCGGCAACUGGCGGCAAUUGCGAAACGACUUGGCUGUGCGCGUGCUCAAUUUCCUUCCUGGCAAUGGGCAAUAACCGUAUCUUGCCGCGCGAAGUCGCCGGUCGCAGGCACGCCUUGUUUUAAGAGCCCCUCCCCCUUCCCCCGCCCCUCUCCACAUACCAGCGCGCUGCACUAUCAUGUAUGCUCUUAAACUUCCUGCUCAUGAAUCCCCUCAGAAAAGGAGUUGAGCUGGCGCUGGGGUCGCGCUGGUGCCACUAACCCUGGGCCAGCGGCGGCGCCUGUGUGCGGUGACGGCCGCAUCGGGCAGCAUCGUUACCCUGCGGCUGCUCGCCGGCCCCUUGUUCCGGUGGUGUUGGAUGCCUCACGCGCGCUGGACAAAUUCUGCUGGUAGCCGCGUCCGCAGGCCAGCUGUAAACCUGGCGGCGCCAGCUGUGCCCGGGGUUUAGGACGAGCGCUUCUGAUAGAAGUGUUAGCAGCGGCGGCAGAGGCAGCAUCACCCAGCCAAUCCAGCAGCGUUCUGCAGCCUUUACCAGCACCACCAGCCCCAGCACCACUAUCGGCGGUACAGUCAGCGGUGGUGGCUUGUCCUCGGCGCUUGGGCGAUGGAGCCGCGAGGCGGUACGUACUGGCGGCAGCGAGGCGCAGCCACGCGCACAUCGAGAACGCCGCGCUUGUUCCCCGCGGGCGCCAGCAGCAGCUGUAGCAGCAGCAGUACCCGCAACAUUGCCGUUUCCAUCAAUGGCGGUCGUAGCUCGAAUUCUGCAGCUGUUGCAGCGGUGGCGGCUCCCAGGCUCGAGCCUGGCCGUGGCCGCCGGGCGGGUUUGGACGUGUCGGGCCUGACGAGAGGAGCUGCUGCUGGCUGGCGGCUGCGGCGGAGGGCUGCGCCCCCGCGGACUUCCAGCGUCUGUGGGGCGCGAUGUAUGUUCCCCGGACCAUCCUAUCGAUCCAGAGGAGGUCUCGGAGCGCUUGAAGGACGUUUGCAGCAGCUGCGCGCGCUGCAGCAGGCUCGGGGCCGGAAGGGAUGGCGACGCCUGCGGCGACCCCGGCGCAGCCCACGCUGCUGGUAUCAAUGGCGCGCGCCCUUGCGGCCGCGGUGCACUGGCUCCAUCUCUGUUGGCGUGACAAGUUGAUGUGGCUUGAGGCCACGCUUGCAAAAGCGGCCACAGAAGAAGCGCCGGCGGCGGCGGGGCCGGCGGCCACGUUGGUGAUGGGCCCGACCACUGGUCCUAACGACGAAGUCCUGUGGGCGUGUCGGGGUGGCGGGUGGCAGCAGCGGCAGCAGCAGCAGCAGCAGCCCCGGUGACGAAAGCAGCAGUGAUGAGUGGCACAUGCACAGAAUGGUCACUGCCGCUGCUGCCGGGCUGCGUAUGGCCGACAGCAGGAGCGCAGCAGCAGCAGCUGUUAGCAUCGCCGCGUCAGGAGUGGCCGAAGAGGCUAUGGCACGGCUUAAGAGGCUCGCGCGCCGGGGGCUUUGUCGUGGGGGCCGCCGCAAUACGUGUCGCCGCCGCUGCGGCCGGCAACGCGGCUGUCGUGCGGUACCUGUCCUCCUGCGGUCCCGGCGCCGCGCGCGGUAGUGGAUGCAAAUGCGGGCACGGUGGCUUUAGAGUUUGGGACGGCCUGGGCGCUUUCGCUGGUGUGGGCUUCGCGCUGAGCGA